This is a messenger RNA of Medicago truncatula (barrel medic), 1894 nucleotides long. RefSeq names its product F-box/kelch-repeat protein At3g23880. Gene Ontology annotation, molecular function: protein binding. Lineage: Eukaryota; Viridiplantae; Streptophyta; Magnoliopsida; Fabales; Fabaceae. The record is from RefSeq and is a predicted model, not a curated record. The transcript has 2 exons. Bases 493 to 1620 code for a protein of 375 amino acids.
AAUGACCAAACCCUUUUCUUCAUCCUUCCAGCACCAUCAUUCCUCCAUCUUCUUCUUCAGUUUGAUUUCAACCCAAUUCCCCCUUUCUCCUCAUCUCCCCCACCUUCUCCCACCUUUUAUCUCCCCUCGACAGCUACCUCAUCAACACCAGCUCCACCACCCAUAUCCCCUUUUCAUCAAUAACCAAAACUCACUUUCCAGUUUACCCUCAAUCCACAACACUGUAGGGUUUUCACCAAAUCAACCAAAUACUCUUUCCCCGUUAAAAUCAAAGGAACCCAUUUGUUUCAUUUUCACUUUCACGCCUUUAAUUCCUCAAAUCUCAAUCUGAGUCGUGCUAAAUUUCAAAUCUUUAUUAUUGGGAAGAGUAUUGAACAAUGAACUUGUGAAGAGUACCAAAGAAGGAUUAAUACUUUAUAUAUCACCAUACGGAUUAAAUUAGUAAUCCAAAACGAAUAGAAACAAAACAACAAUUGCAUAGGAGGAAGACAGAUGGAGAAGAAGACCGACCUGUAUUUGCCUCAUGAAUUGAUCAUACAAAUCAUGUUGAGGUUACCGGUGAAGUCUCUCAUACGUUUCAAAUGCGUUUGUAAGUCAUGGUUAGCUCUUAUCUCUGAUCAUAACUUUGCAAAAUCGCAUUUUGAACUUUCCCCUGCAACACACACUAAUAGAAUUGUGUUCAUGUCAACUCUAGCUCUGGAAACUCGAUCCAUAGAUUUUGAAGCAUCGCUUAACGAUGAUUCUGCUUCUACUUCACUUAACCUUAAUUUUAUGCUUCCCGAAUCUUAUUCUAAUCUUGAAAUUAAAAGUUCUUGUAGAGGAUUUAUAGUUUUGACUUGUUCUUCCAACAUUUAUCUAUGGAAUCCAUCGACCAGACAUCACAAGAAAAUACCAUUUCCUCCUUCCAAUUUAGAUGCCAAAUAUUCAUGUUGUCUAUAUGGUUUUGGGUAUGACCAUUCAAGAGAUGAUUACUUGGUGGUAUCAGUGUCCUAUGAUAAGAGUAUAGACCUAAUUGAAGAAAAUAUUUCAUCACAUUUGAAGUUUUUCUCUUUGAGAGCUAAUACAUGGAACGAAAUUGAGUGUCUUGGAUUGGUGAAGUAUAAGCACUUCCCUUAUUAUAUGAAUGUAAAUGAUGAUCCCACAGUAGGGACACUCUUUAAUGGGAAUAUUCAUUGGUUCUCUUUUCGCAAUGAUUUAUCAAUGGAUGUUAUUAUUGCCUUUGAUUUAGUGGAAAGGGAACUUUUGGAGAUGCCUUUUCCAGAUGGUUUUGAUCAUGAACCUAUGGAUUGUGAUUUGUGGAUAUUUGGAGAAUUUCUCAGUCUAUGGGCUAUGGGGGGUGUAACAAUUGAAAUAUGGGUUAUGAAAGAAUACAAAGUGCAUUCGUCUUGGACUAAGACUCUUGUCCUAUCUAUUGAUUACAUUUACAUUCAGUAUGAUCCCCCAAUAUGCUCUACAAAAUGUGGUCAUAUUAUUGGAACAAAUGGUACUGGAUUGGUGAAGUAUGAUGGCAAUGGUCAGCUGCUAGAAAAUCGCUCAUACUAUAACGAUCCAUGUGGACGCCUAGUAGCUAUGUAUACAGAGUCCCUGCUUUCACUCCCCGGUGACAGUGAACAAAUCUAAGAAGAUGACACACAGAAGAAGAAUGAAGUUGUGAAACAUUUUUCUUCAACUUUUUCUUAAUAUUUAUAAUUAUAGUGUAUUAUAAACUCUUGGGUAGCUGCACUUGCCGGGUAAUAUGUGUUUGAUUGUGUUUGUAAUAUGAUCCAGUAUGCCACAUGAGCUAAUGUACUAUGUUUAUUGGUCAAAUAUCUGUAAUGUUCAAUGAAAAUGUUGACAAUUUCAUUUGUGUGAUUCACAGUUAAUUAUGCAUGUUAACUUAUUGAGUUUUAAUAUA